This is a messenger RNA of Aureobasidium pullulans EXF-150, 1167 nucleotides long. Its product is annotated as tryptophan synthase beta subunit-like PLP-dependent enzyme. Gene Ontology annotation, molecular function: pyridoxal phosphate binding; magnesium ion binding; threonine racemase activity. Gene Ontology annotation, biological process: L-serine metabolic process; pyruvate biosynthetic process; D-serine biosynthetic process. The record is from RefSeq and is a predicted model, not a curated record. The coding region runs from base 1 to 1167 and encodes 388 amino acids. The transcript has a single exon. NCBI's taxonomy places the organism in Eukaryota, Fungi, Ascomycota, Dothideomycetes, Dothideales, Saccotheciaceae.
AUGGGCGACGUCUCUUCCUGCCCACCUCUGACGCGCUCGUCUGUUCAGGCGGCGCAUGAAGCCAUCAAGCAGCACAUCCACCGCACUCCCACCAUCACAUGUGACACCAUCUCUCAUCUCGCAUCCACCCCUCAAUCUGCCGACUCUCUCAAAGGAACACCAUUUGAAGGCCGUACACCCGCCAAACCUCAUAUCAGCCUCUUCUUUAAAUGCGAGAACUACCAAAAGAUUGGCGCCUUCAAGGCUAGAGGUGCCUUCCACGCAUUGAGUCGUCUGAGCAAGGAAGAGCUGAGCAAAGGCGUCGUGACACACAGCUCGGGCAACCAUGCUCAAGCUCUCGCUCUGGCCGCCCGUACUCAUGGCAUUCCUGCUCACAUCGUCAUGCCUACCAUCAGUACCCCUUCCAAGAUCGCCGCUACCAAGGGCUACGGAGCCAACGUCAUCUUCUCUGGUUCCACGUCUGAUGAAAGAGAGGCUGUCGUCGCCGAUGUAAUAAGAGAUACCGGUGCUAUACUCGUACCACCCUACGAUCAUCCGAACAUCAUGCUCGGUCAGGGCACACUCGCUCUCGAGCUGGAAGAGCAAGCCAAGGACUUUGAUGCCCGAGGAUUGGAUGCUGUUGUCGCUCCGUGUGGAGGAGGCGGCAUGCUAAGUGGUGUCGCCACAGCUCUACACGGAACCGGCAUUCGUGUGUUCGGUUCUGAGCCAAGUUUUGAAGGUGCAGACGACGCAAAAAGAGGCGUCGAGUCUGGUGAACGCGUCGAAAAGGUGAAAACAUUGACAAUCGCCGAUGGACUACGAACACCACUUGGAAAGAUUCCAUGGACCAUCAUCAGCGACCCUGAAAAGGUGAAGGGCAUGUACAGCGUCUCCGAGGAACAAAUCAAGGCUGCUAUGCGCUUGUUACUGGAGCGAGCGAAGGUCUUUGUCGAGCCUAGUGCUGCUGUCCCGCUUGCUGUCAUUCUUUACGAUGAGGACUUUAGAAGUAUGGUUGAGAAGGAAGGCGGCGAACAAGGCUGGAACAUUGGCGUCGUUCUGUCCGGUGGAAACACCACUGUCGAAGCCAUUGCUAAACUCUUCCAACCUGCUUCUGAGCAGCAAGCCGAGAGACAAGAAUCCAAGCUGGGUAUGGAUGGCAAGAAGGUGGCUGAAAAUGUUGCAGGAUAG